Molecule: messenger RNA, 189 nt
Organism: Gryllus bimaculatus (two-spotted cricket)
Lineage: Eukaryota; Metazoa; Arthropoda; Insecta; Orthoptera; Gryllidae
Source: the annotation of a GenBank genome assembly
ACGUGUAGUGUUGCUAGUAGCGCAGCGCAAACGAGCCGGUUGUCAAAAUUGCGAACUGCUGCUGAAGCGUCUCGACGCGUGACGCCAAUCAAGGACGGCGCGCUGCCUGGUUGGAGGUUAUCUGCUUCUGGACAUCUUUCCUUCUCCUCACCAUCCGAACAUCGGUGCAAGAGUGUUAUUGUACAGUAG